Messenger RNA from Colletotrichum karsti, 1215 nucleotides. RefSeq names its product splicing factor 3b subunit 4. Bases 1 to 1215 code for a protein of 404 amino acids. Gene Ontology annotation, biological process: positive regulation of mRNA splicing, via spliceosome. Gene Ontology annotation, cellular component: U12-type spliceosomal complex; nucleolus. NCBI's taxonomy places the organism in Eukaryota, Fungi, Ascomycota, Sordariomycetes, Glomerellales, Glomerellaceae. Gene Ontology annotation, molecular function: RNA binding. The transcript is spliced from 3 exons. The record is from RefSeq and is a predicted model, not a curated record.
AUGGUGACAACCUUAAAAGUGGGACCGGAACAACGCAAGCUUCUCUUAUCGGACCUUCCAACUGCGAUAAGAAAAGUAUCUCUGUCGCAUCGAUUCAUCAGAGAGUCUCAUCAGUUCAAAAUGGCGCAAAACAGGCAUUGGGAACAAGACAAAGAUGCUACCAUCUACAUAGGCAACAUCGACGAGCGCGCGACUCCGGCGAUGGUAUACGAGAUUAUGCUGCAAAUGGGACCCAUUCACAACAUCCACAUGCCCCGCGACCGUGUCACACAGAACCACCAGGGCUUCGGUUUCGUCGAGUUCCGCUCCCCCGGAGACGCAGAAUACGCCGCGAACGUCAUGAACGGUAUUAAGUUGUACGGCAAAUCACUGCGUGUUAAUAAGGCCAGUGCCGACAAGCAGAAGCAGGCAGAAGUCGGCGCAGAGCUGUUCGUCGGUAACUUGGACCCCAUGGUCGACGAGAAGAUCCUCUACGACACAUUUUCGCGCUUUGGCCCGCUCGUCACACUGCCCAAAGUCGCAAGAGAGGACAGUGGUGCUUCGAAGGGCUUUGGCUUCAUCUCAUAUGCCGAUUUUGAAAGUUCUGAUGCGGCCAUCUCGAACUUGAACGGCCAAUACAUCCUGAGCAAAGAGGUCACAGUUCAGUAUGCCUUCAAGAAGGAUGGUAAGGGCGAGAGACACGGCGAUGCUGCGGAGCGUGAGCUGGCUGCGCAGGCAAAGAAGAGGAACAUCAUCCCCGAGAUCCAAGCGGUGCCGCCAGCGUUCUUGAUGAACGGCAACGGCCCACCAGCUGGAGGUGUACCCGCCGCGCCCGUCGGCUUCGAUCCCGCAAACGGCCUGCCAGCUCAAGUACCCAACCCCGGAGCCCCUGCUGGCUUCGCACCUCCGCGAGGACCUGCUCAGUACAACGCAGUACCGCCUCCCGCCCACAUGGGAGCCCUCGGUACCGGUCGCGGUCAUGUGCUGCCGCCUGCACCGUCUGGCUUGCCCGCGCGCCCGCCCCAAGGCCAAGGCGGUUAUACGAAUCCCGCCGACUUCCACCCGGGCGCUCCUGGCUUCCGUCCACCCAGCGGCGGACCCCCUCCUCAGGGUUUUGCUGCGCCUCCGCCAAACUUUCCCGUUCCUCCCCCGGGCCAGUCCGGGACACCACCCGCACCCCCCGGCUUCAUGCCGCCUCCAGGCUUCAACCCUCCCGGGUUCCCUCCUAGGCGAUGA